ACCAGCCUCAGUGCCUCACAACAAGAGGCUUGGGAUAUGCCUCAAAGAGCUCCGGGGAAAGUUCUGCAUGACGCUGUUUGCAACCACCUGAACCUUGUUGAAGGCGACUAUUUUGGCCUUGAGUUUCCAGAUCAUAAAAAGAUGAUGGUGUGGCUUGAUCUUUUGAAGCCUGUUAUGAAACAGAUUAGAAGACCAAAGCACAUUGUUGUAAAAUUCGUCGUAAAAUUCUUCCCACCUGACCACGCUCAGCUGCAGGAGGAAUUGACAAGGUACCUAUUUGCAUUGCAAGUGAAGCAGGACCUGGCACAGGGAAGGCUAACCUGUAAUGAUACCAGCACUGCCCUCUUAAUCUCACACAUAGUACAGUCUGAGAUUGGGGAUUUUGAUGAAACCAUAGAUCGUGAACACUUAGCGAAGAACAAGUAUAUACCUCAGCAAGAAGCACUAGAAGACAAAAUCAUGGAAUUUCACCGUAAUCACAUGGGACAGACACCAGCAGAGUCUGACUUCCAGCUUUUGGAGAUUGCCCGUCGGCUGGAGAUGUAUGGAAUACGCUUGCAUCCAGCCAAGGACAGGGAAGGGACAAAAAUCAACCUGGCUGUUGCCAACACAGGCAUUCUGGUGUUUCAGGGUCACACCAAGAUCAAUGCCUUCAACUGGGCUAAGGUUCGAAAGCUGAGCUUCAAGAGGAAACGAUUUCUUAUCAAACUACGGCCUGAUGUGAAUAGUUCGUUCCAGGACACCUUGGAAUUCCUUAUGGCCAGUCGAGAUUUUUGCAAGUCUUUCUGGAAGAUCUGUGUGGAACAUCAUGCCUUUUUCAGGCUUUUUGAGGAACCUAAACCAAAGCCUAAACCUGUUCUUUUUUCUAGAGGUUCAUCAUUUAGGUUCAGCGGUCGGACUCAGAAGCAAGUUCUUGACUAUGUGAAAGAAGGAGGGCACAAAAAAGUGCAAUUUGAAAGGAAACACAGCAAGAUUCAUUCCAUCAGGAAUCUGACCACACAGCCUUCAGAACAGCAUACAGAGGUGCCAAAACAAGUCAGUGAUAGCUCUAGCUUUGCCUAUGGAGACGACAAUGAUGCUGCAGCAGUGCAGAGCUGCCGGCAAGAGAAGGAAUUGAAGGCUUCAACAGAAGACACUGGACAGCACAAGAGUCCUUCUGUGAAGAAGAGCCCAAAGGAAGGCAGAAAGGUGGAUGGAGCAGUGGUGUCAACAGUGGAGGAAGAAGAGGAGGCUGCUAAGGACAGGAUGCAGCAGAACAGACCUCAGUCACAGCAACCAAGCACAGGUUCUCUGACUGGCAGCCCUCACCUUUCAGAGCUUUCCAUCAAUUCCCAAGGAGGACCAUCAGUGGCAAAUAUGUCUUUAUCUCCAAACUUGAGCCCUGAUGCCAAGCAGUCAUCUCCCUUGAUCAGCCCUUUGCUGAAUGACCCAUCAUGCAUCAGGACUGAUGACGAGGAAGAGGUCAAAAGAAAGAGAUUCCCAACUGAGAAAGCUUACUUCAUUGCUAAAGAAGUAGCGACCACAGAACGAACAUACCUGAAGGACCUUGAAGUCAUCACAUCGUGGUUUCAGAGUGCUGUGGGUAAAGAGGAUUGCAUGACUGAAACACUGAAAACUCUCAUUUUCUCCAACUUCGAACCUUUGCACAAAUUUCACACUGGUUUUCUCAAGGAAAUUGAGCAGAGACUUGCUCUGUGGGAAGGCCGCUCUAAUGCUCACGUUAAAGGAGAUUACCAAAGAAUCGGAGAUGUUAUGCUGAAGAACAUUCAGAGUAUGAAGCAACUGACAACUCACCUGUGGAAGCACAAUGAGAUUUUAAUGGAGUUGGAGAACGGGAUCAAGAACUCUCGCAAGCUGGAGACCUUUUGCAGGGAUUUUGAGCUACAGAAAGUCUGCUACUUGCCUCUCAAUACCUUCCUUCUCAGACCUUUACACAGGCUUAUGCACUACAAGCAGAUAAUGGAGAGGCUUUGCAAACACUACCCACCAAGCCACAUCGACUUCAGGGAUUCAAGAGCUGCUUUGGCUGAGAUUUCUGAAAUGGUGGCCCAGGUCCAUGGCAACAUGAUAAAGAUGGAGAACUUCCAGAAGCUGCAUGAACUCAAGAAAGAUUUGAUAGGCAUAGACAAUCUGGUGAUCCCAGGAAGGGAGUUCAUUAGACUGGGCAGUCUUAGUAAGUUGUCUGGAAAAGGUUUACAGCAACGGAUGUUCUUCCUGUUUAACGAUAUUUUGUUGUACACAAGUAGAGGCCUGACAGCAUCAAAUCAGUUUAAAGUUCAUGGGCAUCUUCCGCUGUACGGCAUGACAAUAGAAGAAAGUGAAGAGGAAUGGGGGGUUCCUCAUUGUCUAACACUACGAGGUCAACACCAGUCCAUCGUUGUUGCUGCAAGUACCCGCGCUGAAAUGGACAAAUGGACUGAGGACAUUCAGAUGGCGAUAGACCUGGCAGAGAAAAGCAGUGGCCCUGCCCCAGAGUUACUGGCGAGCAGCCCACCUGACAAUAAGUCUCCUGAUGAAACUACUGUAGACCAGGAAUCUGAGGACGACCUCAGUGCAUCCCGCACCUCACUCGAACGUCAGUCACCACACCGUGGCAACACUACGGUGCACGUCUGCUGGCACAGAAAUACCAGUGUUUCAAUGAUCGACUUUAGUAUUGCUGUGGAGAACCAGCUGUCUGGAAAUCUCCUACGAAAAUUCAAAAACAGCAACGGGUGGCAGAAGCUUUGGGUGGUGUUCACCAACUUCUGCAUGUUCUUCUAUAAAUCGCACCAGGACAAUCAUCCUUUAGCCAGCCUUCCUUUAUUGGGAUAUUCACUUACCAUUCCUUCGGAAUCUGAAAACAUUCACAAAGAUUACGUGUUCAAGCUACAUUUCAAAUCCCACGUGUACUACUUCAGGGCUGAAAGCGAAUACACGUUUGAAAGAUGGAUGGAAGUGAUCCGAAGUGCCACCAGCUCUGCCUCACGCACUCGAGCUCUGAGUCAUAAAGAGCCUCACGCCUACUGACGGCUGAACGAGCCACCGUGUUGAUUGUCCAGCAGCUGCCGAUUUUCUAGAGGACAUUUGAAACUCUUUUCUCCCUCCAAGUUUAGUAAAACUUAAAAAUUUGGUAAAAGAAAAGAAAAAUAAUAAGUAUGGUUUUGCAGAAACUUUCACAAUUCCUCAGCAAAACUGCUUACGUUCUCCAUAUGUUCAAAGUAGCUUACCAUCGUCCCAGUGGCUGCAGUUCGUUUCAUGUCUUGUACUUUGUCAUUCUGUGCUGUUUUUAGCUUGUGCCAGUAUUAAAAUAUUGUCCUUAUUAGAGUGCCAAAUGCCAAAAGACAUUUUGUUGCCUCAAAGAUUGCACCUAAAAAAGAAAAAAAAAAGAAAAAAGACGACUUCACAAUCUGAAAACUCUCUCCUCUGAGGCAAACCCUAUUUCUUCUCUUUUCAUAAAAAUAUAUUAUUUUUUUUUACCGUGUUAACCUGUAGACUGCUGGAUUUUUAAAUGUAGAUGGACUUUCACAGUAUAGAAUAUAAUUAUAUAUACAGCAAGCAGUCUAACAGGAAUAACUUUCAGAUUUCCUUUUUUUCUUUUCCCAGUCUUUCUACAUUUAAUCAGCAAGGAAUUACUAAUUUUCUAUCUUUAACAAGGAAACAGUUUACAGCUCAUUCUCGUUUCCCUUUGGGGUUACAAAUCCAUGUGGUAUAAAUAAAGUAUAAGAUUCUUAUCUAACCAUUUUCUUGGUGCAAGUUGACCAAAUUGUUCAUCUGUUGGCUUUGAAAAGUGAAUACUACUUGCAAGAUGAAAAACUUUUAAAAUAAUCCAGUGCAAUAUUAUUUGGGCUGUUAAUGUACUGUGAAUGGUAUGUGCAAGAAGAAAUUAAAGGCUGUGGUGAC
This is a messenger RNA of Tauraco erythrolophus (red-crested turaco), 3882 nucleotides long. Lineage: Eukaryota; Metazoa; Chordata; Aves; Musophagiformes; Musophagidae. The record is from RefSeq and is a predicted model, not a curated record.